UUGGCAGCCACGGCGGCGCAGGCCCUGGAGCGAGCGAGCUCACAGCCGCCGCCACUGCUGCAGCCGCAGGAGGCGUGAGAAGCCGACGCGAGGCGCUCGGCCGGGCUUAUGCUGCAUGGUGUCAGAAGUGGGAUCUGAAGGAGCCAGCCGCGGGGGAGGUGCGACUCCUGGGGCCCUUGGUGCUCUUUGCUUCCGCGAGUCACCGUAACGUUCCACUUGGGGGCCAGAGCGCUCAGAUGGCGGACAGCAGUUUUUCAGAUGGUGUUCCUCCAGACGCCUCGGAGGCCGCUAAAAACGCAAGUGACACAGAGAAGCUCGCCGGCCAGGUGAUGCAGGACCCGCAGGCCCUGGCCGCUUUGCAGGAGCGACUCGACAGCGUCCCCCACACCCCUUCCAGCUACAUCGAGACCUUACCCAAAGCAGUGAAGAGAAGAAUCAACGCGCUGAAGCAGCUGCAGGUGAAGUGCGCCCACGUCGAGGCCAAGUUCUACGAGGAGGUGCACGAGCUGGAGCGGAAGUACGCCGCGCUCUACCAGCCGCUCUUCGACAAGAGAAGAGAGUUCAUCACCGGGGAUGUUGAGCCGACAGACGCGGAGUCGGAGUGGCACAGCGAAAAUGAAGAGGAAGACAAAUUGGCCGGAGACGUGAAAAAUAAAGUCGUCAUCGCCGAGAAGGAAGCCGUGGCGGCAGAGGAGCCAGACCCCAAAGGCAUUCCAGAGUUCUGGUUUACCAUCUUCAGAAACGUGGACAUGCUGAGCGAGCUGGUCCAGGAGUACGACGAGCCAAUCUUGAAGCACCUGCAGGACAUUAAGGUGAAGUUUUCAGACCCCGGGCAGCCUAUGUCUUUCGUGUUAGAGUUCCACUUUGAACCCAACGACUACUUCACCAACGCCGUGCUGACAAAGACGUACAAGAUGAAGUCAGAGCCCGACAAGGCGGACCCCUUCUCCUUCGAAGGUCCUGAAAUAGUCGACUGUGACGGGUGCGUCAUCGACUGGAAGAAAGGAAAAAACGUCACAGUCAAAACAAUCAAGAAGAAGCAGAAACAUAAGGGCCGAGGCACGGUGAGGACGAUCACCAAACAAGUCCCCAACGACUCGUUUUUCAACUUCUUCAGCCCGCUCAAGGCGUCUGGAGAUGGAGAGUCCCUGGACGAAGACUCGGAAUUCACGUUAGCCUCCGACUUCGAAAUUGGCCACUUCUUCCGGGAGCGGAUAGUCCCGCGGGCCGUGCUCUACUUCACGGGCGAGGCCGUAGAAGAUGACGAGAAUUUUGAAGAGGGUGAGGAAGGAGAAGAGGAGGAGUUAGAAGGCGACGAGGAGGGAGAAGACGAGGAGGAUGCCGAAGCCAACCCCAAGGAGGAGCCCGGCCAGCCCUCCGAGUGCAAGCAGCAGUGAGAAGAGGCGCCGCGGACCCGCCCCGAGUGCACGGCGUUGACGUUAACUUUUCUUUUAUCCUUAUUACUUUGCUUAACCUGUACAGUGGCAACUUGAAUGCAUCUCAGAAACAGGAGGUUCGAUUCCAGCACCCUCUGCGGCCUUGGCGCAGCGCAGUGGACUUUGCCGGGCCCUGCCUCUGGGAGGGGGCGGUGGGAGGUCAGCCGCCGCCGAGGGCAGGUGUCUGGGGACGCGGCUCCAGGGCGUCUAGAAGCGGCGACCCCUCGCUCGGACUGGAUUCUUCUUCCACUUGGAGACGCUCACACGCUUGUGUUUCCCGCCACCUGGUGUCCUGCGCCCUCCUCGUGUCCCAGAGCUGGUAGGGUCAGUCCCGUUCCCCUUAGAGCAUCUCUCUUCAGUUUGUCUUCCGCGGGGGGCGCGGGGGGCGCGGGGGGCGCGGGGGGCGCGGGCGUCUGUGCUUCGUCCUCGUAUUUAUUUCUUCUUUCCCGCCGCCGCUCGUCCUCCGGGCUCGGAACCGUGUGUGUGACGGCGGGCGCCCCGGGGGUGCCGGACGGAGCCGCGCCCUGUCCCCAGCAGCCGAGGGCGGGGGCCGCUUCUCCUGUGUGCAUGUCGGGGCUCGCCUCCUCAGCGGCCCCGUGCCCCUCGUCUCCAGAGCCCUGGGUUCGGGGCCCCCUGUUCUCGGCUGGCGUGUGAGGUCCCCGAGUGUGCGACCACGGCCUCUGGCAGCCGGGGACGCGUGUCCACACUGUGACCAGGCCUGUAGAGUGCUCAGCCUUACUUAUAACACAUUUGUAACUGAACACGGUGUUUUCAAUUUGUACAGAAUAGUUAGAAUAUUCUAUUAAAGUUGUGAAACACGAA
Suricata suricatta (meerkat) is the source of this 2258-nucleotide messenger RNA. It is a transcript of the gene NAP1L4, whose product is annotated as nucleosome assembly protein 1 like 4. The record is from RefSeq and is a predicted model, not a curated record. Gene Ontology annotation, cellular component: chromatin; nucleus. The transcript is spliced from 16 exons. Bases 237 to 1397 code for a protein of 386 amino acids. Lineage: Eukaryota; Metazoa; Chordata; Mammalia; Carnivora; Herpestidae. Gene Ontology annotation, molecular function: histone binding; chromatin binding. Gene Ontology annotation, biological process: nucleosome assembly.